Molecule: messenger RNA, 3624 nt
Organism: Mus pahari (shrew mouse)
Lineage: Eukaryota; Metazoa; Chordata; Mammalia; Rodentia; Muridae
Gene: Pls1
Product: plastin 1
Exons: 16
Coding region: 127-2019 (630 amino acids)
Biological process (GO): actin filament bundle assembly; actin filament network formation
Cellular component (GO): actin filament bundle; cytoplasm; actin filament
Molecular function (GO): calcium ion binding; actin filament binding
Source: RefSeq, a predicted model, not a curated record
CAGCUCAAGACAGGCUGGAUUUUAAAGCUUCCGAGAGUUUGUUUUUCAGGACCCCUCACUGCCAGGCACUGAGUAAGACCUGAGGAAGCAGAUAUAAAGACCUGAAGUAUCCCUUCCAGUCUAAAGAUGGAAAACAGUACCACCACCAUUUCUCGGGAGGAGCUUGAAGAACUACAAGAAGCGUUUAAAAAAAUAGAUAUUGACAACAGUGGAUAUGUUAGUGACUAUGAACUUCAGGACCUAUUUAAGGAGGCAAGCCUUCCCCUUCCUGGGUACAAGGUGCGCGAGAUUGUGGAGAAACUUUUUGUAGUUGCUGACAACAACAAAGAUGGCAAAAUCAGUUUUGAGGAGUUCGUGUCGCUGAUGCAAGAGUUAAAAAGCAAAGAUAUCAGCAAAACAUUCCGAAAAAUAAUUAACAAAAGGGAAGGGAUCACUGCCAUCGGGGGGACGUCAUCCAUCUCCAGCGAGGGCACCCAGCAUUCGUACUCAGAGGAAGAAAAAGUGGCUUUUGUUAACUGGAUAAACAAGGCUCUGGAGGAUGAUGCAGACUGUAGCCACCUCCUACCCAUGAACCCCAACGAUGGCAGCCUUUUCAAGUCGCUUGCAGAUGGCAUCCUUCUUUGCAAAAUGAUCAACUUAUCUGAACCAGAUACAAUUGACGAGAGAGCCAUCAAUAAGAAGAAGCUCACUCCAUUCACGGUGUCGGAAAAUCUGAACCUAGCCCUGAACUCUGCCUCAGCCAUCGGUUGCACCGUGGUCAACAUUGGUGCUCAGGAUCUCAAGGAAGGAAAGCCCCACUUGGUUUUGGGGCUUCUCUGGCAGAUCAUCAAAGUGGGUCUUUUUGCUGAUAUCGAGAUUUCCAGGAAUGAAGCCUUGAUUGCUUUGCUAAAAGACGGUGAGGAGCUGGAGGAGCUGAUGAAGCUUUCUCCUGAGGAACUGCUGCUACGAUGGGUGAACUACCAUCUGACCAAUGCGGGGUGGCGCACCAUCAACAACUUCAGCCAGGACAUUAAGGAUUCAAAAGCCUAUUUCCACCUGCUUAAUCAGAUUGCUCCUAAAGGUGACAGAGAUGAUGGGCCUGCCAUAGCCAUUGACCUUUCAGGAUUUAAUGAGAAAAACGACCUGAAGCGUGCUGGAUUUAUGCUCCAGGAAGCGGAUAAGCUUGGCUGCAGACAGUUUGUCACUCCCGCAGAUGUGGUUUCAGGGAACCCUAAGCUAAACUUAGCCUUUGUAGCGAAUCUUUUUAACACAUACCCAUGCCUACACAAGCCUGACAAUAAUGACAUUGAUCUCAACUUACUGGAAGGAGAAAGCAAGGAAGAGAGGACAUUUCGGAACUGGAUGAACUCACUGGGAGUGAGCCCGUACAUCAAUCAUCUGUACAGUGACCUUGCAGACGCUUUGGUGAUCUUUCAGCUCUAUGAGAUGAUCCGAGUGCCAGUCAACUGGAGCCAGGUGAACAAGCCUCCGUAUCCUGCUCUGGGAGGGAACAUGAAGAAGAUUGAAAACUGUAACUAUGCAGUUGAGCUUGGGAAGAAUGAAGCCAAAUUCUCUUUGGUUGGCAUCGCUGGGCAGGACUUAAAUGAAGGGAACCCAACACUUACCCUGGCACUGGUGUGGCAGUUGAUGAGAAGAUACACGCUGAAAGUGUUAUCAGACCUUGGAGAAGGUGAAAAAGUCACUGAUGAUAUCAUUAUUAAAUGGGUCAACCAGACCCUUAAAAGUGCAAACAAGAGUACUUCUAUUUCCAGCUUCAAGGAUACAUCUAUUAGUACAAGUUUGCCUGUCUUAGAUCUAAUAGAUGCCAUUGCACCAAAUGCAGUCCGUCAAGAAAUGAUCAAGAGAGAGCACUUGACUGAUGAGGACAAACUGAACAAUGCUAAAUACGCCAUUUCAGUUGCUCGGAAGAUCGGCGCCCGGAUAUACGCACUGCCUGAUGACCUCGUUGAAGUGAAGCCGAAGAUGGUGAUGACUGUGUUUGCCUGCUUAAUGGGAAAAGGAUUGAACAGACUGAAAUAAUGAAGCAUUUACUGCGAUCAGCCACAUUAUACGCAUCGAACGUCUCAGUUUACAGAAUUUUGAAAUGUAGUGGGUAUAAAAAUCAGAAUAUAUGUAUGCUCAAAAUAGUUCUGUAUCCAUCAAUGAAUAAUAUCUUGUUCAUACCAGUUAGAAUUUGUCAAUCUUUUUUUUUUGGAUAACACAAUUACCUUAACAAUCAAUACCAAUGCCGGAAUGUCUUAUCAAGCUGCUAUUUCAUAAUUAAAUUACUUUAUUUUCUAAGAGUCCUACCAAAAUAAGACUAAUCAUUCUUUUUCAUGGUUCAAAAAAGACCUGUAUAAAGUUUUGUCAGGUCCUUCUAUUAAAUGUGUUUGGAUUUUUUUUUGAUGUGUUAUUUAAUUUUGAUAAAAAAAAAAUGUACCUAAAGUCAUAAUCUCACUUAAUCCUUUUGGUUUUUUCCCCUUAACUGUGUAAAGUGAUCUAAAAUUUUCUGUAAAUUUCUAUAUCAUAUAAAAAUUUAAAGGGAUAAGUAUAAUCCAUCAACAUUAAACUUUUUUAAUACGAGAACAAACUCUUGAAUAACCCCCAAGGUUCAUUCUCAUGUUUUAGCUGUAGGAGCUUUUUACUUACAGUUUGAUUGUAGCUCCAUUGUUAUUUCAAAUGUGCUAGUCUGAUAACAGCUUUAUCUCCACCAUUGAGCAUAAUACUAUAUGUUGGUAAGAUGUUACACAUAUGUAUUUCUCUAAGUCAUCUGAGUUACCCACCUUUUCUUAAAUGGUAUGUAUUAAGUGGUCAGCCAGCCGUUAAGUAUUUAUUUUGCCCCCACAAUGUGUGUGACACUUUUCAAUUGUGGAUAUCUGAUAUGUGGAGAUAUGUUUUACAAAUAUUAAUUAUGAAUGUGAAUUCGUUAUAUUUCACCUAAUUGCUUUCAAAUACUUUCAGCCAAACAUUGGAUAGAAUGUCAACUGACACCAAUCCUAUCCUGCUAGCGUCACAUUACACUUACUAGUCUCAGGCUAUAGGGAAACCUACAUCAUUGGAACAUGCCCACCAAAUGGCUUCUGUAGAAAGUUGUGUGUAUAUAAAAGCUAAUGUCCGUCGUAGCUUUUCAUGGUUUCCACAACCCUGUGUAAACUGGAAACAGUUAAGGGUUAUGUUCCUCUUUUUUCCCAGAAGUUUUAGCAGUAGAGAAAUUCUGUUGCUCAUAGUUGAAUCCAGAAAUGAGCUCCACGACCUUCUACUUUAGUGCCAGUGAGCAAUACUGCUAUGCAAGGACAGUGCUGUCACUUCUUUCCGUGUGAAUGGGUUGUCCACCUCUUCCUUGUCCACUGGUCAGAACGUACAACGGGAAUGAGAGUGUCUGUGUGUUUAGGGUAGACUUUUUUAAAUGAAGUACUGACAGGUGGGAUUCUGAAAUAUAUUCUUCUACAUGAAAUUUCUUUGCCUUUUAUAUUUUGGUGAUUGUUCUCUUACAUGAAGAUAUAAUGCUUCUGCUCUUUUCCUGAGAUUAUUUAAAUCAAGCCUCUCUGAUUUUUUUCCCGCUGUCAUAUUUACUAAAAGAAUCUGAUUUACAUGGAAUUUAGCACUUUAAGGUGUUCUUUUUCUCACAAAAUAUAUUUAAUAAAA